Messenger RNA from Salvia miltiorrhiza (redroot sage), 760 nucleotides. RefSeq lists its product as uncharacterized. The coding region runs from base 61 to 675 and encodes 204 amino acids. Lineage: Eukaryota; Viridiplantae; Streptophyta; Magnoliopsida; Lamiales; Lamiaceae. The transcript is spliced from 4 exons. Gene Ontology annotation, molecular function: oxidoreductase activity; 3-dehydroquinate synthase activity. Gene Ontology annotation, biological process: aromatic amino acid biosynthetic process. The record is from RefSeq and is a predicted model, not a curated record.
CGUCUUCAAAAGCAUGCAUGAAAGUUCUUCCUCCCUUGGUCUCUCUCAACAUCAUCAAACAUGCAUAACUGCUUUCCUAUGAGAACACAAUUUGCAGAAAAUGUGACGUUGGAUGCAUCGAUGGAGGUUCCGAAACGCGUGCUCAUAGUGAUGGACGCGCUCAAAGAGUUCUCCAUGGAGAUACUCGAGUGGGUGCUCAAGAGCUUCACCUUCGAUAAUUCUUCGAGGAUAAACAUCCUCGGCAUCACACCCUACCUCAAUAUACCUUUGUCUACCAAGACUUGGUCGGACAUGUGGGGCAUGGACCUAGAGGAUCUUAUUCCCUUACUAGAAAAAAAUGAGGUCAAGAUUGAUGUCAAGUAUAACAAACUUCAACGACUUCUCGAUCUGUGUCGAAAAUAUGGGGUGGUGCCGGAAAUCAGAACAGAAACGGGGCAUCCGCUGCAACUGCUGGUGAUUGAACAGAUCACCACUCUACAUGCUACUCUAGUAGUUUUUGAUAGGCACCAUGAUAAGAAGCAUAUAGAGUACUACGCGAAGAAGAUCCCAUGCAACAUGCUGGUGGUGAACGACAAUGGCAAAGCGCAACUAAUCAAAAAAGUUCAAUGCGAUGACUCAUCGUCUUCUCCUGCGCCUUCCAUUUCUAAAUCACAACUCACUCCCAAUAAUAUAUAAAUGCUAUAUGUUUCAUUUCCAAUAACACUGCAUUCUCUUAUCAUACCAAAAAUCAGGGAUAAUAAAACAUGAUUUUUUUUCUAUA